Molecule: messenger RNA, 560 nt
Organism: Moneuplotes crassus
Lineage: Eukaryota; Ciliophora; Spirotrichea; Euplotida; Euplotidae
Source: the annotation of a GenBank genome assembly
AUGAACCUUACUCUAGAGUGCAAAUUAUCACUUUUUGUUGGGUUAAGUUCCUCUCCUGGUCUUCUUCUUUGGCUUUGUGAGGGUCAGUGGGUUGGUCUUUGCCUUUCCUGUAGUCAUUGUUGGUUUAUGAUUUUGGAAUAUUUCAGUAAAUUUUAGGAUAAUAUUCCUUCACAAGAAAGUUUUUUUGAUGAAUAUAACCAAGCACCAGAUAAAUUUAUUGAGAAGUUGCUUCUUUGUGUGGCUGAAUGCAUCAAGAAAAGUACUUGAGAUAACAAGCUGUAUCUUGACAUUUCAAUGAUGCAGAGCUCUUUAGAAAUCCUUCUUAACACGAGCCAUGGUUCAUUAAUUCUCAGAGAUAAAGUCCUAUUGCUAAGUUUCAAGUAACUGAGUAAACUCUCAUUUUGGGAGUUAACUUAAUUCAAACUUGACUUGAAACAAAGGAUCUCUAUAAUAAUGUCAAAGGAGAUUGCUGUGUGAGUCUAGUAAAGAGAAGCAGUACGUAAGGAGAGACUCUUGACUCAAACAAGCUGUCUCUUACCUUCAUAAAUAAUAUUGUUGAC